Molecule: messenger RNA, 2477 nt
Organism: Pleuronectes platessa (European plaice)
Lineage: Eukaryota; Metazoa; Chordata; Actinopteri; Pleuronectiformes; Pleuronectidae
Gene: cog8
Product: component of oligomeric golgi complex 8
Exons: 5
Coding region: 207-2057 (616 amino acids)
Biological process (GO): intra-Golgi vesicle-mediated transport
Cellular component (GO): COG complex
Source: RefSeq, a predicted model, not a curated record
GUCUGGGGGCGAGGGUUCCUCCAGCUCGGGUAGGUAAAAACAAACCAUGAAGAAGAAGUUCCGCUGUGAGAGCACCGGACGAUAAUUUAAAAAUCUUUAAAUCUUCACGUUAAAUCUGCGUCUUUUUUAUUUACUCGUUGUUUUUAAUUCGACAACAAACAAACAAACCUCCUGAGGGAACUGUCGCUCGAGCCUGCCCGUCCAACAUGGCGGCGGUGGACGUGGAGGACGAGAGUAUCCUGGCGUCGGUGUUCCGGGACAGCUUCCCGGACAGCUGGAGGGACAACCCGGACUUCACCGCCUACCUGUCCGAGCUCAGCUCCUUCGGGGUGGAGAAGCUGAGCCGGGAGCCGGAGCGUCUGGCGGAGGAGCGGGCUCAGAUCCUGCAGCAGACCCGGGAGCUGGCGUUCUCCAACUACCAGACCUUCAUUCGCACCGCCGACUGCACCGAGCACACCUACCGGGACUUCGGCCGCGUGGAGAGCAGCGUGUCCCGGCUGCUGGACAAGCUGCCCGGCUUCGGGGAGAAAUGCAGGAGCUUCGUGAAGGAGGCGGAGGACAUCGGAGCCAGUCGUCGGAUGAACAGCCUGACGCUGAACCGACACACGGAGAUUCUGGAGAUCCUGGAGAUCCCCCAGCUCAUGGACACCUGCGUCCGAAACGGAUACUACGAGGAGGCUCUGGAGCUGGCGGCGUACGUCAAGAGGCUGGAGAAGAAACACUCCUCGCUCCUGGUCAUUCAGGGGAUCGUGCGUGAAGUGCGUCAGUCGACUCAGCUGAUGCUCAACCAGCUGUUGCAGCAGCUGCGCAGCAACUCGCAGCUUCCUGUCUGCCUUCGUGUGAUUGGCUACCUGCGCAGGAUGGACGUGUUCACGGAGGCGGAGCUACGGGUGAAAUUCCUGCAGGCCCGCAGCACCUGGCUGAACUCCAUCCUCGCCGCCAUCCCUGAAGACGAUGCCUACUUCCACAUCACCAAAACCAUCGAAGCCUGCAGAGUCCACCUGUUUGAUAUCAUCACCCAGUACCGAGCCAUCUUCUCUGACGAGGAGCCGCUGGUCCCCCCCCUCGGUGGGCAGGUGGUGGUGAACGAGGGGGCCAUCUUCCAUGGCUGGGUGGUGCAGAAGGUGGCGGAGUUCCUGGAGACGUUAGAGAGGGACCUGCAGCGGGGCGUGGGGGGUCGCCUGGAUUCCCUGCUGGGUCAGUGCAUGUACUUUGGACUGUCCUUCAGCAGGGUGGGGGCAGAUUUCCGCGGGCAGCUAGCGCCCAUGUUCCAGCAGGUGGCGGCGGAGACGUUCAGCCGAGCCGUGCAGGAGGCCAUGGACAAGUUCCAGGAGGACAUGAACCUGUACACGCUGAUCGCCCUGCCGUCAGUGCUGGGAGGGACCAUCCCCCCCGUGGCCCCCAGCAUCCAGCCCGGCACCCUGCAGCCCCCCAUGUCCCUGCUGGACUUCCAGCCGUUGGCCUGCUUCCUCAACAACAUCCUGACGGCCUUCAACGACCUCCGGCUCUGCUGCCCGGUCGGUCUGGCCCACGACGUCACCAGGUGUCUGGAGGACGCUCUGCAGAAGGUGACUCGUCAGAUCCUGGUGUUUCACCGGGCUGAGGAGUCGGCGUUCAGCAGCCGAGAGAAGGAGCUGUUCCUUCAGUUCUGCUGCUCGUACGCUGAAGAUCUGCUGCCGUUCCUCAACCGUUGUCUGCAGCUCCUGUUUCCUCCGGCUCAAGUCGCUCUCAUCCUGGGUGUUCCUCCGACUCAGCUGCACAGGUACGACAGUCUGGGCUGCAUCGACCUCACCUCAGUCCUCGAGCCUCUGGACUUCUUACUUCCACAGAAAGAGACUCUGGCUCCGCUACCGGCGCCCGACGAAGACCUCGCCACCGAGCUGAGCAGCCUGGAGUUUGAGACGCCGCUCAAAGAACCGGGGACGGAUCCCGAAGAGACGCCGACGCAGUCCAACCCCGGAGACCCAGAGUCUGAGGACGCUGCUGAAGGGACAGAGUCGAAGUCCGAGGAUGAAGAAGACGAGACGCCGCUGGACGAAGAGUUUUCUUUAGAGUAAAGUGGAAGAAUCAUUCUGGACUCUGGUGACGGGAACAAAUUUAAAGACUAAAUGAUCAAUUUAAACUUUUAUAUUUGAGGAAAAAUCUUUAACUGUCUCCUGGAAGAGAGAGAUUCUGAAUCAGCUGAUUUAUUGGUGGCGGUAUCUGUUGAUAAAAUCUCUGAACCUUCAUCUCUGAACUUAAUCUGAAGUCGUGGUUGGUUCGUCGUCAGCUGCUCUGACUGGAUGAGAUCAUAUUUAAAUUGAUUUCAUCUACAGCAUCUGAUCAGUUAAAAUGAAGACAUUUUCCAGAAUAAAAUCUCAGAUCUACAGGAAGUAAAUGACAGUGUGAGAGAAUGUGUAACUGUGUGAAGCUGUAAAGUUUCACAUUAAAGGUGUGUAUAUAUAUAUAUAAAAUAAAUCUCUGCGGGUCACGUCAGA